Messenger RNA from Pocillopora meandrina, 1344 nucleotides. NCBI's taxonomy places the organism in Eukaryota, Metazoa, Cnidaria, Anthozoa, Scleractinia, Pocilloporidae. The record is from the annotation of a GenBank genome assembly.
AUGAUAUGCAAACGGAGCAAUUCGUCUGACAGGCUCCCAUUCCGGAGCAAGCGUCUUUUUCUUUUCCUUCUGACAUCUUCAGCAUUUUUAACAUAUAUCCUCUACGGGAACGUGCACAGGAUUAGCCAUACAGUAAAGUUCACUCCCUUCAAUGGCUUAAAAAAUGAGAACAACCACUCGAUCUUAACGCGUGUGAGGUCAGGGGCAACGAAACGACCACUUCGACAAUCGAAUCAUUUCGAACACGUGGCAUUUGGAGUGUCGUCGGAUUUCAAAACAAAAUUAAAUCCGACUAGAACUUCAGACGAAUUGAGAAAAUUAUCAUCAAAGCUGUUCCAAGAACGCAUUAAACAUCGAUCUCCGGAAGACUCUGCAUCCCGCAGUCGGCUUAACUCUCGCAUCAAGUACACAAGCAACGUUAGCGGUGUUGACAAGAGCUUGAAUUAUUCCUCUAGUCAAGGCGAUCGGAAACGUUUGUUGAAUUUUAGGAGUCAAAGUGGACGAAUUGAAGAUAGUGAAGAUAGCGACGUUUCUGAGUUUGAGCUUGAAGAUGACGAAUUUAAGAAACGACUCCCGAACGCCAUAAUUAUAGGUGUAAAGAAAGGUGGAACACGCGCGCUGCUUGAAAUCUUAAAGAUUCAUCCGAGUAUCAGAGCAUGUAGCAGUGAAGUGCACUUCUUCGAUCGCGAUGAAAAUUACGAACAAGGACUCAGCUGGUAUCGAGAACAAAUGCCUAAGUCAUUGCCGGAGCAGAUCACGAUUGAGAAAUCCCCAAGUUACUUUAUAACUUCGAAGGUACCUGAGAGAGUGUAUCGAAUGUCUGAAACUCUUAAACUCAUCGUGAUUGUACGCGACCCCACAACACGAGCCAUAUCGGAUUAUACCCAAGGGUUAGAGCGAAAACCCGAUAACCCACGUUUUGAAGAAAUGGUUUUUAACGAGGAAGGCGAAGUGGACGAAAGCUGGAGCAAAAUCUCCAUUGGCCGCUAUGCAGAGCACUUAGCGAAGUGGAUGGAAUAUUUCCCUUUGAGGCAAUUCCAUUUUGUUAGCGGAGAGGAACUUGUCAAAAGACCCGCUAGAGAAUUGAAACUCGUUGAACGAUUUCUAAAUAUAAAACCUUUCAUCAGGGAGGAUAAUUUCUAUUUUAACGAAAGUAAAGGAUUUCCGUGUUUUGUCGGUAAAAUCUCAAACGCUGGGACCGUGAACAAAGCACACUGCAUGGGCGAAUCGAAAGGCAGAAAACAUCCCGCUGUUCACGAGGACGUUUUACUAAAGUUACGGGAAUAUUUUGACCCAUUAAAUAAAAAAUUGUAUUCGAUGGUGCGUCGAAAUUUUCACUGGUGA